Daphnia pulex (common water flea) is the source of this 1485-nucleotide messenger RNA. It is a transcript of the gene Kua, whose product is annotated as plasmanylethanolamine desaturase-like. The record is from RefSeq and is a predicted model, not a curated record. Bases 326 to 1195 code for a protein of 289 amino acids. The transcript is spliced from 5 exons. Gene Ontology annotation, molecular function: oxidoreductase activity. Lineage: Eukaryota; Metazoa; Arthropoda; Branchiopoda; Diplostraca; Daphniidae.
AUAAGAAAACGUAGGAGUGGACAAGCCAUAUAGUUCUAUGGCUGUGGUAUCUCUAUGGUAUCUAUAUAUUGCAGCGAUCACAGUGUAAACAUAAGGGGGGAGGAUGACUGAGGCUGUCUUUUAUUUAAAUUAUUUUCCCCUGGACAACACGUACAGUGUGCUGUUGUAAAAAAUCAGUUUUCCAUAGUACCUUAUGUUAGAUUUCCCUUUGCUUUUAGCGAAUUUUACACUACCUUUCUUAUAUGUCCUUGGUGUUCGACUAAACACGCCCGUAAAGGUAAAGUGUAGUAGUCAUUUCACUUGACUUGUCACCGUCCACACAGCUAUGGCCUCGCCGGUUUUAUCUGCUUCUUUUAGUGAUUGUGAUAUAUUAAAACGUUCGAUGUUAGAGGAUGAUCCAAACUCCAACUCUUCCUUAUCUUCUGAAUUAGAAGACUUAAAAAAUCCUCGUUGGGGGCCCUCCCACAAGGGUGCUCAAGAAUUAGCUCAGCUUUACAGCAGAGGCAAAAGAAUCCAAGAGAUCCUUUCAGUAGUUGUUGCUGUUGCAUUGAUGGUGACUGAUCUGUGUUAUUUGAUAUAUUACUUUCAACUUGAAUCAAUUGGUGUUAUUCUACUUUCUGGAUGUGCUGGUAUUGUGUCAGCAGAUUUUUCUUCUGGACUUCUUCAUUGGGCUGCUGAUACUUGGGGCUCUGUUGACCUUCCUGUUCUUGGAAAGAAUUUUAUUAGACCUUUCCGAGAGCAUCACAUUGAUCCGACAGCCAUUACUCGCCACGAUUUCAUUGAAACAAACGGAGACAAUUUUAUGGUGAUCAUUUUGCCUUUAGGAUACAUGGCUUUCAAUUUAUCUUUCCAUCCAGAAGAUCAAAUAAUUCGUUCCUAUGCUUGGUACUGUUACCUUUUCCUUUUUUCGAUUUUUAUUUCCGUGACCAAUCAGAUUCAUAAGUGGUCACACAUGUACUAUGGACUUCCUAAAUGGGUUCAGUACUUACAAAAUGGUCACGUAAUUCUACCACGUAAGCAUCACCGCAAACAUCACGUAUCGCCUCACGAAACGUACUUCUGCAUUACAACUGGAUGGCUGAAUUGGCCUUUGGAAAUCGUGCAAUUCUGGAAAGUACUCGAAUAUUUAAUUGAAAGUGCCACUGGUCAAAAACCGCGUGCCGAUGAUUUCAAAUGGGCUGAAAAAAGGAACUAAUGAGAAAUGUGUCGGCGUCAAGCGAUGCAAUUUCUAACUUUGUGAAACACGUAUGUAAGCUUCAAAUUUCAAACAGUAUUGCUUGGUACAGCUCAUUAGAAUUUGCCUAUAUCUAUACUUUGCACCAUGCAGUGAUUGAUUCCUAUUCAUGGUGAGGCUUAAUACCACAUAAGAUUUGAUUAUAUUUGUUGUGGUCUCUCUGCCAAUAAUUAACUCCUUAAAUUAUGUAUAAGGCGUCAAACCUUUAACAAGUACUUGAGAUGUAAAAUAAUAUACACUUUUUACAAUAA